CACUAGUUACAUUCUUACGUACACCCACACAUACACCAUCCUUUUCCCUUCAUUUAAUCCUUCGUGGAUUGCAAUUACGAACUAGCAUUACCCCCUACUCUUUCUUCCUGCAAUCACGCAGAUAUACAUUGAAAAAAACGCACCUAUUUCUCUCUCACGAAUUUCGUGUGAGAGAAAGAAAUAUUAAAGUAAAUGUAAACGAUGAACAUCUGAUCCGUAUCCUUGAAUUAUUGGAAUCGUAUCCAUUAAGUACUUACGUGGUAAUUACAAAUUCUUAAUUAAUUUCAACGAGUGGGUCAUGUAAAAAAGUAAAAACAAAAUAUGUCUUGUCUCUGUUUAUUUUCCACACGAAUAGUGCGCAAUGAAUUUCUUUUAAUUUUCACGCCGUUUUCACGCGUUAAUUAAACGAUUAACUGUCGCUAUUCGAAGAACGAAGCUGCUUUCUGUCCGCUUCCGUCCAGCGGUCGUAGGUGGAACGCUCGUAGAGCGUCGCAACUCGACGGAGUUUCAACGAUGGCAUAGGUGGGAUAAAUUUGGAAUCGACCAUCUCGUUUCGAACGAAACACGCGUACGUUUUACGUUAGUUCCGUGGCUGGUUUCGCUUCGAAAAUUAUUUCUCCAACGCGUUGAGCCGAAAACUCGAGAAAAACUUUCACGCGCUCGACCAAAAGUUUCGGAAAUAAACCUUAUUCUAAAAACCAUCGUCAAUUAUAAUAAUCGUCGACGGGCUAUGUUCAUCGAAAUAAACAACAUUGCUAUCGCGUGAUUCGACGUGUUUCGUAAUUUACAGAACGUCGAUAACUCGGUGCAAGAGAGAAAUUAAAAGAAAAAGACGAGCGCAGUAUUUGAAAUUGUUCGAAGCUUCUGAAACACACGGACCGUUUCGAGUACAUAACGAAGAUACAAUUGUGCAAUAUUCGCGAAUAAAUACGAAAUUACAAAGCGUUUUGAUGCGCCAUCGUCGAACCGAUUAGAAGUUCAUCCGCGCGGUUCGUUCGUUUCGCGGAAGGUGAACGGAGCAUUUGUUAGCGAGGCGAAUAAAGAUAUAUCGGUUGAUCGAAGCGCGAUCGUGGACAGGAAGGAUAUCGAAGGCAGAAUCAGAAAAAUUCGGAAAGAUAGGAUGGAAGAGGAAAAGAGAAGAGAAGCAGAGAUUUGAGCGUGGUUCGAGGCGGAAAGCACGAUGGCACGUUCGCGACAGGAAACGUUCGAACUGAUGGUCGAGGCUGAGAAGCCCUCCAAGUGCAUCGGGUUCCUGCGAUUUUUGUGGAAGUUCUUCAGAUGCGUUUUUUCCCACGUAUCGUUGGUCUCGUUGGUCGUGCUUUACUGCGUGAUCGGCGCAUAUACUUUCGAAGCCCUCGAAGCGAAUCACGAGAAAGAGAUAAAGAGAAACAUCAAAGACAUACGAGGAAACGUAGCGGAACAGCUCUGGAAGAUCACGAAAGAAGUGGAGGUUCUGAUUCGCGAAAAUUGGACGGAGAAGGCGUUGCGCGAGUUAAAGGUAGCAUUUUCAUCGGUCACGUUCCGUAACGAGCAUCGCACCAAUUUCUUCCCGACAUAUGCCUAUUUGUUCCCGCAGAGUUUCGAGAAUAGUCUCGUGUGGGUUAUGGAGAAAGAGGGCUGGAACGGCAGCGAAGGAGAGGACGAUAUUCAGUGGACUUUUGCCGGUGCUCUAUUUUAUUCCAUCGUAGUUAUUACGACCAUCGGAUACGGUCACAUCGCUCCGAAGACGAAGAACGGGAAAGUCGUGACCAUAUUCUACGCAAUCCUUGGGAUUCCCCUGAUGUUACUCUGCCUCUCCAACAUCGGCGACGUUAUGGCGUCGAGUUUCAGAUUUUUAUACUGGAGAGUUUGUUGCUACAUAUGCACGAAACCACCGACGAGAAGAAGGAGACCGAGAACUCAUUUCGGAAGAUCGUAUUCCGUCCGACAAGCAGGACGGUACGGAGCGAGCAGAGGAGGCUUUCGAAGAUCCAUCAGAACGAGCGACAGGUCCGCGGAUUCGGUUCUAGGCCUCUACGAGUUCGCGGCAAGGUCGUCCUUCCCCGACGUGGAUCACAAAUACAACGUUCGUCGCUACGGGGAUAACGAUCAGAAGAGGCCGAAUCCUUCUUAUCCUUCCUCGGUGAAUCGAAAUUUCGGAUCAAAGUCUGCUACGGUGAGCAGGUACUCGGAUCUAGCCGUGUCCACUCCGAAAACGCCCAGAGCUAUUCCCAGUCCCAAGAUGACCACGCAAUCGUUGGACAGGAAGUUGCUGAUGCGUUCACCGACCGACACCGAUCGUUCGGCCGUCUUGUGCAACAAAUACGCCUUGGAUGAUUUGGAGAACGAGCUGCGUCGAUGGCGGACUUCCGCCGGAAGCAACAUUGCAGCAGGGAAAGGGAGCGAAGCGAACGACGCAGGAUCGACCGAAAGGACGAGAAUCGAUUCGAAAGACGCGCCAUCGGCGACAAGGUCCUUGCCCAGAAGAUGCCUAUCGAUGGAGGGUGCUACCACGAAUUAUAAGAGAAGUUUGGCAUCGGCUCAGCGACCGUCUUCCUUUUACCUGGAAGCGGAGUACGGGAGAAGAGGUCAGAGUACAAAGGGAAGACGUUACAGAAGUAACUACCCCGUUGCUCGACCUUACAGACGAGAGUCGUUAGCGCCGGAGCUCGUGGGCUAUGCCGGACACAGGCAAAUAUACCCGGACGAAUUCGAUUCCGAAUACGAGUAUUAUACCGGCGACGAUCAGGAAAGACAACCCAUCAAGCCGGUACCGAUCUGGUUAUGCGUAUUCUUAGUAGUUAGUUACAUAUUCGGAGGCGCAUUUUUGUUUAGCGCCUGGGAACACUGGCCCUUCCUCGAUUCGGCUUACUUUUGCUUCAUCACCCUCACGACUAUCGGAUUCGGCGAUUUCGUACCGGCGUACAAGCUCGACGCUCACAAAGGGAUCGCGGUUUGCUCGUUGUACUUGCUAUUUGGAAUUGCUUUGCUGGCGAUGAGCUUUAAUCUGGUACAAGAGGAGGUCAUCAACAACGUGAAGAACGUCGCGAAGAGGCUCGGGAUCAUCAAAGAGAGCGACGACGAGGAAGAAGCCGAGGACUACGACGCGUACGACGUCGAAUACAACGACGAGGUCGACAACGAGGAGCUCGAGGGCUAUGUCCUCGAUAGCCCUCGAUGUCACUCGAUGCCUCGAAAUUCUCGCGGAAUUUCCGUCGCGUAGCGUCCCGAAUUUCUUUUCAUUCGUCCACCGUCGCGUCGCCUCGCACCUCCCUCUGACACCGUUCUUUUCAAAAUCUUUCAACGAACAAUUAAACCGAUACCGAUUAACUCCGACAAAAAUCUACCGUGUCCUUUCAACUUCGAUUUCUUCUCGAUGUCUCUCGCUCUAAAUAAUGCCAUUCUAUCUCCGACAGACUCUUUAAUUCGUGUCUCCGAUAUCGGUUCGAAUAAAAUUCAUUUUUUAUAUC
Molecule: messenger RNA, 3449 nt
Organism: Megachile rotundata (alfalfa leafcutting bee)
Lineage: Eukaryota; Metazoa; Arthropoda; Insecta; Hymenoptera; Megachilidae
Gene: galene
Product: potassium two pore domain channel subfamily K member galene
Biological process (GO): potassium ion transmembrane transport; stabilization of membrane potential
Cellular component (GO): plasma membrane
Molecular function (GO): potassium ion leak channel activity; outward rectifier potassium channel activity
Source: RefSeq, a predicted model, not a curated record